Messenger RNA from Pochonia chlamydosporia 170, 456 nucleotides. Its product is annotated as ribonuclease P complex subunit Pop1. The transcript is spliced from 2 exons. The coding region runs from base 1 to 456 and encodes 151 amino acids. NCBI's taxonomy places the organism in Eukaryota, Fungi, Ascomycota, Sordariomycetes, Hypocreales, Clavicipitaceae. Gene Ontology annotation, molecular function: carbon-sulfur lyase activity. The record is from RefSeq and is a predicted model, not a curated record.
AUGACGGAGUUGGAGAAACCCACAAGUAUCACCGGCGGUUGUCUGUGUGAAUCGGUUCGAUAUACCAUCACGUUUCCCCCAGACCACCCCUGGGACGACUGUAUCGGAACGUGCCAAUGUGUCUGGUGUCGUAAGGUCACAGGCUCGCUUUUGUUCAGAUUUCAUCAGCUCAAGAAAACCGACGUCAAGUUUGACGCAGACUCAACACUCAGAACCUACCAGGCCACCCCGGGAAAGCAUCGCGGCUUCUGCAAUAACUGCGGGAGUUACCUGUUUUACCGUGGCGAGACCAGCAAAUUCAUCAACCUGGCAGUUGGAUGCUUCGACAAGGACGCCAUGAAAAAGUACGGAACCAUUCUCACCAAGGCGGGUGGCCAUUUGUACGUUUGCGACGAAAUCCCAGGCGUCACAGACCACCUCGAAGGCGACCGUUUUGAGACCGAGCCGCAUGACUAA